CCCCGCCGCGGACUGCUUCCGGCUGCCCUCCCCGGGUCGGAGUCCAGCGGCUGCAGGGCGGAUGAGACCAGUGCGACUCAUGAAGGUGUUCGUUACCCGUAGGAUCCCCCCCGAGGGCAGGGCCGCGCUUGCCCGGGCCACAGACUGUGAGGUGGAAGACUGGGAUUCAGAUGAACCCAUCCCUGACAAGGAGCUGGAGCGAGGUGUGGCUGGGGCCCACGGCCUGCUUUGCCUCCUGUCUGACCGCAUAGACAAGAGGCUCCUGGACGCUGCAGGAACCAAUCUCAAAGUAAUCAGCACACUGUCCGUGGGUGUUGACCACUUGGCUUUGGAUGAAAUCAAGAAACGUGGGAUCCGUGUGGGCUACACCCCAGAUGUCCUGACAGAUGCCACAGCAGAACUCGCUGUCUCCCUGCUGCUCACCACCUCUCGCCGGUUGCCAGAGGCCAUCGCAGAAGUGAAGAAUGGCGGCUGGACCUCAUGGAAGCCCCUGUGGAUGUGUGGCUAUGGACUCACACAGAGCACCGUUGGCAUCAUUGGCCUGGGGCGUAUAGGCCAAGCCAUUGCUCGGCGCCUGAAACCAUUCGGAGUACAUAGAUUUCUGUAUACAGGGCGCCAACCCAGGCCUCAGGAAGCAGCAGAAUUCCAGGCAGCAUUUGUGUCUGCCCCCCAGCUGGCCGCUGAGUCUGAUUUCAUCAUUGUGGCCUGCUCCUUAACACCUGCAACCAAGGGGCUCUGCAACAAGGGCUUCUUCCAGCAGAUGAAGAAAACAGCUGUGUUUGUCAACAUCAGCAGGAAGACACCCAAAAUCCAGGUGUCCUGGUUCAUCCAACAGUCCUCAGGGAGCCUUCAGGGGAGACGUGGUAGACCAGGAGGACCUGUACCAGGCCUUGGCCAGUGGUCAGAUUGCUGCUGCCGGACUGGAUGUGACAACCCCAGAACCACUGCCUGCAAGCCACCCUCUCCUGACCCUGAAGAACUGUGUGAUCUUGCCCCACAUUGGCAGUGCCACCCAUGGAACCCGAAACACCAUGUCCCUGUUAGCAGCUAACAACUUGCUGGCGGGCCUGAGAGGAGAGCUGAUGCCCAGUGAAUUCAAGCUGUAGCCAGACAGCAGAUGUGGAGGGCCAGGCAGCAACCAGCACCCCUGGACUCUGUGGGAUGCACCCCGGAUUGACAGAAGCCGGGCAGGAAGGCCGAUCUAUGCUGAUAUUAUGGAAGAAGGCUGGUGCUGAUAGAUAGGCUUGCCACUCUGUGGUUGGAAACAUCUGAGCCAAAAACAUGUAAUUCCAUUAAAUAAUUCUCUCGCA
Molecule: messenger RNA, 1310 nt
Organism: Manis javanica (Malayan pangolin)
Lineage: Eukaryota; Metazoa; Chordata; Mammalia; Pholidota; Manidae
Source: RefSeq, a predicted model, not a curated record